Messenger RNA from Misgurnus anguillicaudatus (oriental weatherfish), 3262 nucleotides. RefSeq names its product SH3 domain containing GRB2 like 2b, endophilin A1 (gene sh3gl2b). Gene Ontology annotation, cellular component: cytoplasm; glutamatergic synapse; presynapse. Gene Ontology annotation, molecular function: protein binding. Gene Ontology annotation, biological process: synaptic vesicle uncoating. The record is from RefSeq and is a predicted model, not a curated record. Lineage: Eukaryota; Metazoa; Chordata; Actinopteri; Cypriniformes; Cobitidae.
AAUCCCUCAUCGGGUCAAUCCGACCGAUUCUUGCGGGGUUCAUCACUCGCGCGCGCUCAGGGCGGGUCGUGUGACGUCACGCGCGCCAUCAGCAGAUCAGACGCCUCGGCGAGCCAUAACGGAUAUCACUGCACUUUAAAAUCCCCAUACAACCGUCAUUUGAAGAGGAAUAACGGGUGAAUAUCACGGGCGAAAUGUCGGUGGCGGGACUGAAGAAGCAGUUUCAUAAAGCGACGCAGAAAGUCAGUGAGAAGGUUGGAGGAGCUGAAGGCACCAAACUGGACGAUGACUUUAAAGAGAUGGAGAAGAAAGUGGAUACAACCAGCAGAGCCGUGCUGGACAUCAUGACCAAAACCACAGAAUACCUGCAGCCCAAUCCUGCGUCCAGGGCCAAGUUGACUAUGAUAAACACAAUGUCUAAGAUCAGAGGUCAGGAGAAGGGUCCAGGUUAUCCUCAGGCUGAGACGGUCCUGGCAGAAGCCAUGCAGAGGUUUGGCCGUGAGCUCGGAGAGGAGUCCAGCUUUGGUUUGGCUCUGUUAGAUGCUGGUGAAGCUAUGCGUGAGCUUGGAGAAGUGAAAGAUGCUUUAGAUAUUACUGUCAAACAGAACUUUAUAGAUCCACUACAAAACCUUCAUGACAAAGACCUCAAAGAGAUACAGCAUCACCUGAAGAAGAUGGAAGGUCGACGUUUGGAUUUUGAUUAUAAGAAGAAGCGACAAGGGAAAGUUACUGACGAUGAGAUCAAACAAGCUCUGGAGAAAUUUGACGAGUCGAAAGAGAUCGCAGAACUGAGCAUGUUUAACCUACUGGAGAAUGAUAUCGAGCAGGUGACUCAGCUGUCAGCUCUGGUUCAAGCUCAGGUUGAGUAUCAUCAGCAGGCUGCUGAGAUCCUUCAACAGCUCUCCAGCAAAAUGGAAGAGAGGAUAAAGGAGACGUCCAAUAAACCACGCAAGGAGUUCAUCCCUAAACCCCGUAUGGAGCUACAGCUGCCCACUGAGAACUACAACGGAGGUUUAAAAUCACCCGCACGCUCACCAGCUCCGUUAGAUCAGCCGUGCUGUCGUGCGCUUUAUGAUUUUGAUCCAGAGAAUGAGGGAGAGCUUGGCUUCAAAGAAGGUGACAUCAUAACGCUGACCAAUCAAAUUGACGAUAACUGGUACGAGGGCAUGAUCCAAGGCCAAUCGGGAUUCUUCCCCAUCAAUUAUGUGGACAUCCUGGUGCCUCUGCCACAUUAGUCUAAUAACCCAGCGGCCAUCUUUAUUGUGCAUCUGUGCUACAGCUUAACUUCCUGUGACUCUGAGGAUGAUGAUGAUGAUGAUAGACAUUACAGAGUCACACCUGAGUGAAGAAACCGUCCAAGUGCUCCAUGUGUGUGUGUGAUUGUUCCUCAACUUAUGGUUUCAAUGUUAAUUAUAUGUAUAGUUUUCUCUUGUGAUUCAUUUCUUUGCCUUCAUCUGUGUUCUCCUGCACGGACAUCUGCCUGACCUAACCUGCGUCUCAUUACUUUUGUAUUUAUUGCUAGGUCCUGCAUGAAUGCUGACUAGUCAUUCAGAAACUACACUAGCACUUGGCAUACACAACUCAUUUCAAGACUUUAAUCAAAGAUAAAGUUCAAUGUUCAUCUAACAAUACUUUCAGUCUGCAGGUUUCUGUUGAUCAUGUAUCAUGGUUUUAAAUAGAGCUGUAUGUCAACCCAUAACCUCUUCUGAUUGGCUGUUUUAUUUAGUUGUCAGUGCAGGUGAACCCAAGUGUUGUUUAAGCAGUCUUUAUUAAUAAAAUGUGAAAAUGCAAUAAGGAUAUUAGAUGUACAUGAUGUGAACAUCCUUCUAAGACCAGCAUGAGCUGGCAGCUGGUUUAAGCCGGUGGGUCAGCUGAUUUUCCAGUGUGACCAGCUUAAAAAGUGACCAAAACAAAGCUAGAUCAGCUUGCAAAACCAGGUUCUACCAAGUGGGACACCAGCUUAUGCUGGUUUUUCAGUAGGGCAGAGUGAAGAUCCUUUGGCUCGGUCUGAGUUCUGGAUCAGCUGGAAACCACAAACUUCAUUUUUAUGAAAAUUGAUUUAAAUUAUAAUAAAAUCUUAUGCUGCGUACACACCAAACGUGAGGCAUCGCAUUAUUUGCUCUAGAUUAACUUGCGCGAAUAUUUUUAGUUUGAGGCAAAUACCGCGUUUUUCGUCCAAUCGCGCCACCAUCUAUUCGGAUCUUCGCAUUGUCUUUGUAUGUAAUCUACUCGUUGAAUUCGCGUUUGGUGUGUACGCUUUAGCUUAAACAGCAUAAAGUCAUAUUUUUGAAAUACUGCCAAGAUUGUGUUAAAGAGGGUGUGGUUAGUGAUGUAUGUGAACGUGUGAGUGAUGGCCCUCAUAAUACAGUAUGCGACUCUAAAACUAGUUAGUGUUGUAGGUUUAGUUGUUAGUUGGUGUGAUGUUUGUAAGCGCACUUCAUAUAAUCUAACAGGCAGAGGUGCAGCGGUCAGUGGUUGUUGUUGUGGUGUUUAAGCACAGUUCUCAAUACAACACCUUCAGUGCGUUCGGCGUGACCUCUGACCUUUACUGUGACUGGUUUGUUUUGUGCACGGUCACUGAAACAGAUGUGAGAGAGACUUUUAUAUUUUUGUUCAACACAGAUAGAAACUGAACUGAAUCAUCUUCAUUAUGAUCUGAAGUUUUCACAGAUGUGUCACUCCAAACUCAGAUGAAAUUAUAUUUUGUAUAAAGAAAAGAUGGCGUGUGUCCAUGACUUUAUAUGACUUGACCGUCAUGAGAAUUAGGCACAUUUAAAGUUAUUUAUUAGAAAUGUGCAGUAUUAUUAAUAUUGAUAGUAUUAUUAUACAGAUUCCCUUUGAUGGUUUGGGCAAUAAAUCUCAUCUCAGCUCUAUAUUAGUGUAUAUGAUCUAUAUGUGUGUGUUUGUGUUUUAAUGUACAGUAUAAAAACUCAAAUAUUUCAAUAACAAUCUGGCAGUUUUCUGAGUAAAAUAACCCUGAAGUGAUUGAUGUGUGUAUGUGUGUGUGUUUAAGAGAUACAUCAGCUGAAAUGUUUGACUGGAUUAUAAAUGUUUUGCACGAUUUAAAGGUGGAUGUAUCGUUGAUGUUAUUCACACUACACAGCUUCACCUUUAUCAAUCUGUUUAUUAUGGUGUUUGUUUAUCAUUUUGUUUGUCAAUGUAUUUAUUUAUUUAUUUUGGUUGCUCUUUUUCUCGUGCUGAAUUCCAAACAUCUGUAUAGCUUGAUGUGAGAAUAAUGAAAAUAAACACAAUAUCAUCACAA